Arabidopsis thaliana (thale cress) is the source of this 1162-nucleotide messenger RNA. RefSeq names its product homeobox Hox-B3-like protein. The transcript has a single exon. Lineage: Eukaryota; Viridiplantae; Streptophyta; Magnoliopsida; Brassicales; Brassicaceae. Bases 176 to 967 code for a protein of 263 amino acids. The record is from RefSeq and is marked reviewed.
AAGAAGGGUAAAAUCGUCAACAGAAGAAAAUCUCUAAAGAAUCUCUCUAAUUUUUCUAUGAGACCGUUGAGAAACCCUUUUUACCAUUAAAUAAAGUCUUUUUGCAAACAACAAAAUCUGGUUAACCAAAAUAGCUCUCUCUUUUACUGAAGAAGUGAUCGAAUUUUAUUCAACGAUGGCGGAUAUAAUCUCAAAUCCGACCAUGGAACAACUCUUCUUCUCUGUAGAUCCGAUGUCUCUUAUACUCUCUCAAAACUCCGACACACAUCAACUUAAACUCUUGUUAGACGGUUUCUCCGGAUUCGAAAGAGGUCCAAGAUACGAUGAAUACUCGAGAUUACGUGAAUCGAAGCUUCGCAUGAAACGUGAUUUUCAGAAAUUCCUCGAGGAAGAAGACGAAGUAGAAGAGCCGAGGAUCAAAAAACAAGUCAGAUUCGAGGGUAAUUCUGUAAAUUCGCAAGAAGGUGAUAAGUUUUCUCCGGAGAAGAAGAAACAGAGUCGGUUCGAGGGUAUUUCAGUAAUUUCACAAGAAGAUAGGUUUUCGCCGGAGAAGGUGAAGAAACAGAGUCGAUUUGGGUUUUCUCCGCUGAAAAAAGCUGUUCCGUCUUCGUUGGCACAAUCAGUUCCUGAUUUCUCUGCUGUGAUACGUAAAGAGAAUCGUCGUCCGGUUAAUAUCAACACUAUUACUCCGCCACCACCGACUUCGAAGAGUAGAAACGGCGGCGUUUUGACGGGAUCGGCUUCAAGAGGGAGCAAGUCGGCGAGUGCUGGAGAGAAGAAGAGUAAAGGGAUGAUGAUGAUGGGAAUGGCACGUAAGAGUUACGCUAAUGUUGAAGAUCUUAAGAAGAUUUCAAUGGCGGCUGCUUCUGCUAUUAAUGGCGGUGGCGGUGGAGGAGGAGGAGGGAGAAAAGUUGGUGACUGUGGUGGUGGUCGUCGGACUAUUCUUGGUUACAGACAAAUUUACUGAUUUCGUUUAUCAAAAGCUUUGAUUUUUACACGAUUUUAUUAGUUUUUUGUGGGAUUUUGAUUGAUGAGAAACAAUUCUUGGAUUUGAUUGUUGAUUUGGGUUUUUGUGGCUUUUUUUGGUGUGUUGGUGAUUUUGAUUUGUUUGUAAAAAAUAAAGCAUAAAUUCUUGAUAUUAUAUAACUCGUGUGAUUCUUUC